Eruca vesicaria subsp. sativa (arugula) is the source of this 1002-nucleotide messenger RNA. The record is from the annotation of a GenBank genome assembly. NCBI's taxonomy places the organism in Eukaryota, Viridiplantae, Streptophyta, Magnoliopsida, Brassicales, Brassicaceae.
AUGAAGUUUGGAGAGACGUUCACGGAAUAUCUACGUGGAGAAGAGGAGUGGUUCCUAGAAAAAUGUCGUCAUGUUGAAUAUAAGAAACUCAAGAAAGUGCUAAAGAAAUGCAAGACAACAUGUAACACCACAAGAUCUGGUGAUGAACACGUCAACUCAUCGACUACUUUGUCUGAUUCAUGCCAAUGCCAAUCUUGCCCUUGGUGUGACGAAAUGUUCUUUGAAGAGCUGAUGAAGGAAGUUUCUGACAUAGCAGGAUUCUUUAAGUCAAGAGUUAGGCAUCUUCUCCAUAUUCAUGUAGCCACUGGGAUGCAAAGAUACAUGAUGCGUCUACGCAGAUGCUUCACGGACGAAAAACAAGCUUUAGUCGAAGAGGGCCAAAUCUUGAUCCAAUACAUAACAAUGAACGCUAUUGCCAUCCGCAAAAUCCUAAAGAAAUAUGACAAGGUGCAUGGCUCAGACAAUGGUAAGAAUUUCAAGUUGAAAAUGCGAGCAGAGCGUAUAGAGCUCUUGCACUCACCUUGGCUCAUAGAACUUGGAGCCUUUUAUCUUAACUCCGGGCUUGACAAAGUUGGAAACUUUAAGAACUCGUUUGGUCGUGUCUCAUGUGAAAAUCUCAACGAUGAUCAACCAGUGAUGAAGCUCAUGCUGCCUAACACAACUGAGCUCGAGUUUGAUCUAACUUGCGCAAUCUGCCUGGAAACGGUAUUCAAUCCCUACGCUUUAAAAUGUGGUCACAUAUUUUGUAAAGCGUGUGCAUGUUCGGCUGCUUCUGUAAUGAUUUUCCAAGGCGUUAAAGCAGCACCACAAUGUUCCAAAUGUCCCAUAUGUAGAGAGGUUGGAGUUUAUGGGGAAGCAGUUCACAUGAUCGAGCUCCACCUUCUCUUAAAGAUACGAUGCAAAGAGUAUUGGAAGGAGAGGAUAAUGGCGGAACGGUCUGAGAUGGUGAAGCAGUCGAAAAUGUUUUGGAACGAACAGACGAUUCAGAUGAUCGGUUACUAG